AUGUCAGCAGCGCCCAAAUCGCUUGGCCUCGAGCCAACGGCGAUCGAGGACUCAACUGUUCUUCGGGAUGAAGGUUCCGAUACGAGCUACAAAGCAAAAGCCGAGGUCCUCAAUCGCGCGAUUCAAACGAUCGGCAUGGGUCGAUACCAAUGGCAGCUCUUUGUUGUGAUCGGAUUCGGCUGGGCGAGCGACAAUCUAUGGCCAAUCGUUACCUCGCUAAUUCUCCCCGUGGUGUCCAACGAGUUCCAUCCAUCGAAACCGCCAAUGUUGACGCUUGCGCAAAACAUCGGGUUGCUGGUAGGUGCUGUGUUUUGGGGAUUUGGAUGCGAUGUCUUCGGUCGCAAAUGGGCGUUCAACUUGACGAUUGGAAUCACGGCGGUGUUUGGCCUGGUCGCGGCAGGAUCGCCAAAUUUUGCGGCCAUAUGUGCAUUUGCGGCUUUGUGGUCUGUCGGUGUUGGUGGGAACCUGCCGGUUGACUCAGCCAUCUUCCUGGAGUUCUUACCUGGAUCACAUCAGUACCUUUUGACUAUUUUGUCGAUUUAUUGGGCCUUAGCCCAGCUGCUCGCCACUUUGAUCGCUUGGCCGCUGCUAGGGUAUAGGACGUGUGGUUCAGCAGAAGGAUGUACCAAAGCUGAUAAUAUGGGUUGGCGAUGGUUCAUGAUCGCGAUGGGUGGCAUCGCGAUGCUCAUGUUUGUCGGUCGAUUUGUGUUUUUCACGAUUUUCGAGUCUCCCAAAUAUCUCAUGGGAAAGGGAAGGAACGAGAAGGCUGUGGACGUUGUCCAUGAAGUUGCUAGGAGGAAUGGAAAAACGUCUGAUUUGACGAGAAUCGAGCUUGACAACUUGGACCAGGGUGAGAUACAGCAUUUCAGUGCGGCAAACAUCGUCCGUCAACGCCUAGAAACCGUGCGCUUUGAUCAUAUCCGCGCUCUUUUCGAUACCCCUAAGCGAGCAUGGGCUACAACUUUGAUCAUUCUCGUCUGGGCAUUCAUCGGUCUCGGUUUUCCACUGUAUAAUGCAUUCCUCCCAUACAUCCAGCAGUCCCGAGGCGCUGAAUUCGGUGAUGGGUCGACUUACAUCACGUAUCGGAACUCGUUGAUCAUUGCCGUGAUGGGCAUCCCAGGGUCUUUGGUCGGCGGAGUAUUGGUCGAACUACCAAGCUUUGGUCGGAAGGGUGCUCUCAGCACUUCGACAGCUAUAACUGGAGCCUUUCUUCUUGCGUCAACAACAGCUACUACAUCUAAUGCUCUGUUAGGUUGGAACUGCGCCUUUAAUUUCAUGAGCAGUCUCAUGUACGCCGUGUUAUACGCAUACACGCCCGAGAUAUUUCUCACCAAGGACCGUGGUACAGGAAAUGCAUUAACCGCGUCUGCGAAUCGGAUCUUUGGCAUCAUGGCUCCUAUCAUUGCCAUGUUUGCUGACCUCACGACCGCUGCUCCUGUUUAUGUUAGCGGGGCGCUGUUCAUCGCAGCAGGUAUUCUUGUAUUAUUCAUGCCAUACGAGUCUCGCGGAAAGUCGAGUUUGUAA
Molecule: messenger RNA, 1524 nt
Organism: Penicillium vulpinum
Lineage: Eukaryota; Fungi; Ascomycota; Eurotiomycetes; Eurotiales; Aspergillaceae
Product: putative sugar transporter
Exons: 1
Coding region: 1-1524 (507 amino acids)
Biological process (GO): transmembrane transport
Cellular component (GO): membrane
Molecular function (GO): transmembrane transporter activity
Source: RefSeq, a predicted model, not a curated record